This is a messenger RNA of Nymphaea colorata (pocket water lily), 1139 nucleotides long. Its product is annotated as protease Do-like 5, chloroplastic. The transcript has 8 exons. The coding region runs from base 58 to 1050 and encodes 330 amino acids. Lineage: Eukaryota; Viridiplantae; Streptophyta; Magnoliopsida; Nymphaeales; Nymphaeaceae. Gene Ontology annotation, biological process: proteolysis. Gene Ontology annotation, molecular function: serine-type endopeptidase activity. The record is from RefSeq and is a predicted model, not a curated record.
UAGAUAUGGCCACUUGGCAGAUCCUUCUUCCCUCUCCAUCCAAAGGUGGGGGUGCUGAUGGCGGUGGCGGCGGUGGCGGCGGUUGCGGCGCGGACCGUCCUCUACCCUCUACGCCUCCCCGCAAGCACGUGUGCCCUCUUGUCGUCCGCACGUCUGGAACAACCGGCAUCGAGCGGCGGUUGUCGUGGUAAUAAUUCUGGGACUGCAGUUUUCAGCCGUCGAUCCGCCAUUGUCUCCGUCACGACCACGUUCCUCUUAAUAAGUGCUCCUUCCCUCGUAAGUGCCGCUCGGGCAGAGGAAACGGAUGAAGCAGACGAUGAAGAGGGUACCGCUAUGCGGAUUUUCGAGGAGACAUCAUCUUGGGUAGUGGCGAUCAAAGAUGUAGAGAUAUUGCAGCCAGGGGAUGCUGACAAUCAAAUAAAAGCGAUAAGUGAUGAGAAUACCAGGAUUGAAGGCACAGGUUCGGGGUUUGUCUGGGACAAGACAGGACAUAUAGUGACAAAUUACCAUGUGGUAGCUAAAUUGGCUACAGAUAUGACAGGCCGUAAAAAAUGUAAGAUUUCACUGUUGGAUGCUGAUAAUAACACAGUUAUCAAGGAAGGGAGACUUGUAGGUUUUGAUGCUGCUUAUGAUUUAGCUGUUUUGAAGGUUGAUAUUGAAGGUGGCAAGCUGAAACCAGCACUUCUUGGUACCUCGCAGGAUCUGCUUGUUGGCCAAAGCUGUUUUGCUAUUGGGAACCCUUAUGGCUAUGAGCAUACUCUUACUGCCGGGGUACUUUCUGUUGUGAGUGGGUUGGGCAGAGAAAUACCUUCACCAAGUGGACAACCCAUUCUAGGAGCAAUACAAACAGAUGCAGCGAUUAAUCCUGGAAAUUCUGGUGGGCCGUUACUUGAUUCGCAUGGACAUGUCAUUGGAGUCAAUACUGCCACUUUCACGCGCAAAGGGACAGGGCUGUCUUCUGGUGUCAACUUUGCAGUUCCAAUAGACACUGUGAGGAGGAUUGUUCCUGAUCUCAUUGCUUAUGGUUCUACAGAUGGGAACAGAUUCUAGUUCCUGUUCACAUUAGUGUCGUUUUUCUUGGCUUCUUGAGAUGUAAAGCAUGAUGACAAUGAAAUCAAUUGUAUGUCUCUUUUGUUUUA